Molecule: messenger RNA, 1339 nt
Organism: Telopea speciosissima
Lineage: Eukaryota; Viridiplantae; Streptophyta; Magnoliopsida; Proteales; Proteaceae
Product: monooxygenase 2-like
Exons: 5
Coding region: 42-1322 (426 amino acids)
Molecular function (GO): FAD binding
Source: RefSeq, a predicted model, not a curated record
CAGAAUCCAGAAUCCAGAUCCAGAGAGAGAGAGAGAAGAAAAUGGAAAUAAGCGAGGAGGAGGUAGUGAUAGUUGGGGGAGGGAUUGCAGGGUUAGCGACGGCAUUGGCCCUAAAGAGAGUUGGGAUUAGAGCUUUAGUUCUGGAGAGAUCCCCUGAGCUACGAACCACUGGUGCAGCUCUUACACUCUUUCCCAAUGCAUGGCUUGCUCUCCAAGCACUCGGUGUUGCUCAUAAACUCAUCUCCAUUUAUUCCCCUAUCCGAAAGGGAUACGUCACAAAUGUUGCUAAUGGAGCUACUCAACUUGUAUCUUAUAAAGGGAUUAACGAGAUGUUCAGUGGACCUAUCGCAGUCCAUAGGAGAGCCUUAUUGGAGACACUAGCAGGAGAAUUGGGACCUGGUACCAUUCGUUUCUCUUCAAAGCUUACCUCCAUCCGUACCCUCGCCAUAGAUGACGAAGGUUCUUCUGCUGCUAUCUUAAGUCUAGACGAUGGGACACUCAUCAAGGCCAAGGUCUUGGUAGGGUGUGAUGGUGUACACUCGGUGGUUGCCCGCUGGUUGGGACUGAAGGACCCAGUCAAUUCAAACCGGUCAUCUAUACGUAGUCUAGCAGUAUUUCCUCAAGGCCAUGGAUUUAAGCAGGAAGUCCACCAGUUCAUAGACCAAGGCAAAAGAGCUGGCUUUGUUCCCCUCACUGAUAAAGAGCUCUAUUGGUUCCUGACCUACAGUUCUACAUUUAAUGGUGAGGAGACUACAAUAACAGACCCCAAGUUGCUACAGAAGGAUGUAAUGGAGAACUUGGCCAAGGACUUCCCUGCAGUAUUCUUAGAAGUAGUUCAACAUGCUGAUCUGGAAACACUGACGUGGGCUCCAUUGAUGUUCAGAGUUCCAUGGGACCUAAUAUUUGGCCACGUGUACAAGGGGAGCAUCACGGUUGCAGGUGAUGCAAUGCACCCAAUGACACCAGAUCUGGGCCAGGGUGGUGGUUCAGCACUUGAAGAUGCAGUCGUCCUUGGAAGACACUUGGGAAAUUCUUACCUCUCAUCCAAUGGGAGGAUUGUGGGUGUAGAGGCAGCUAAAGCUAUAGAAGAGUAUGUGAAGGAGAGGAGAUGGAGAGCCGCUAGUUUGAUCACAGGGUCUUAUCUUUCGGGUUGGGUUCAGCAAAGUGGUUCUACUUCGUUCAUGAACUUCUUCAGGGAUACCAUCUUCUACAAGUUUCUUUACCCUAGGGUUUUUGAUGGCGCAAAUUAUGAUUGUGGAAAGCUUCCCAGUGUUUCUUCUUCAUCUUCUGAAUCAGAUGCAGCUCAGACUAAGAUUGAUUAGGAUUUGUUUGUUUUGAU